GCUGAGGAAGGUGCUGUGCGUCAAUGUCGCAUAUCAUUUGCUCCGUUUCUUCUUCCUGGUGCCCCGAGAAUUGUGUCUUCUUCUUUGCUACAUUCUCUCCAGACGGAGUCGGCGGAGUCGAAGACAAUUCAACGAUCGACAGCGAAGCUCCUGAGGACCAUCUGAAGCUCUGAGCUUGCGGGACACCGGCUCUAUACACCUUGAGUUGCAGCUCAGCACCAGCUCAGGUACACCUCCAGCCAAAGCAGUACAGCUCAACAAUCCUGCUUCAUCCACUUUCAUUGUUCACUUCCUCACGCCGCCAUUAUGAAGCCCGACGUCCACCACUCUAUCACCCAUCACCCUUCGGCGAUUCAAAUGCACCACGUGGACAGCGAACGCCAACGCAGCCAGUCGAGGGCUUCGGCCCGGAACGCCUCGCACAGUACCGGUAUCGAGUCCAGUGCUCCGGCCGAGGAGCAUGACCCCGUCGCCCGCCACAACUCCCAGCCCACCUUGACAGACGUGGAGAGCCAACUGACCGCAGGCCGUGCUGCCUUGCCACUCAACGGCGUCCGCUUGGAGAAUGACCCUUACGGCUUGUCUCUGGCCUACAAGACCGAGUCAGACCUCGCCAAUAUCAAAGCCAACACCUCGCGCAAGAGAGACGCAGGCGCCACCGGGCACAAGGGUCCCAAGGUUAGGAAACGCAAGAUCCAACGUUUCUACGAAGAUCAAAAUGCUGCGAUUGAGCGGAUGUUGAAACCUGUGGAGGACCACCUCGCCGAUGCCAAACAGGAGGCGGGCGAGGAGCAACUCAAGCUUCGCAUAGCCGUCUGGGGCUCGUUCAUUGCCAACAUCUGCUUGUCCAUCCUCCAGCUAUACGGCGCCAUCUCAUCGGGGUCCCUGUCCCUCUUCACCACGGCGGCCGACAGUGUCUUUGACCCGCUCAGCAACUUGAUCCUCAUCGUUUCCUCACGCGCGGUGGCCCACGUGGAUGAGCGUCGCUUCCCGGCUGGCAAGGCUCGCUUGGAGACUGUGGGCAACAUCACGUUCAGCUUCAUCAUGGUGAGCGUGUCGUUGAUCAUCAUUGCCUUUUCAUGUCAGGAGUUGAGCCAGGCAGGUGAGGGCAAAGCGUUCCAUCUGCCCGCGGUUCUUGCCGUGGCAGUGGCAUUCGCGACCAAGUUCUGCCUGUUCCUGUACUGUUGGUCUCUCAAGAACAAGUACAGCCAGGUCCGGAUUUUGUGGCAAGACCACCGCAACGAUCUGUUCGUCAACUCCUUUGGUAUCUUGACGUCCGUUGGUGGUUCCAAGCUGAUGUGGUGGCUCGACCCGGCGGGCGCCAUCAUCCUCUCCGUGGUCAUCUCAGCGAUAUGGCUGCGCACUGCCUUUGCCGAGUUCUUGCUGCUUGUGGGCGUGUCGGCCGACACCGAGAUGCAGCAGUUGAUCACGUAUGUGUGCCUCACGCACUCGGAUUCGGUGUUGGGCAUCGACACGGUCAGAGUAUACCACUCGGGACCUCGUCUGAUCGCCGAGGUGGACAUUGUGAUGGAUCCUGAGGAAACUAUGCGCGAGGCACACGACGUGGCCGAGGAGCUGCAAUUCAAGCUGGAGGGCCUGCCCGACGUGGAGAGGGCCUACGUCCACAUUGACUACGAGACAACGCACAAGCCAGAGCGCGCGCUCAAGAAGGACUUGUAGUGCGCCUUGUAUCCAUUGUUUGCUGGCGAUUUGGUGGUCAUCGUAUAGUCCCCUGUGCUUCAUAAUACUUUAGAAUACCCGAAGAAGACAUGAUAUUCCGUCCAAGCUU
Molecule: messenger RNA, 1789 nt
Organism: Emericellopsis atlantica
Lineage: Eukaryota; Fungi; Ascomycota; Sordariomycetes; Hypocreales; Bionectriaceae
Product: cation efflux family-domain-containing protein
Exons: 1
Coding region: 307-1680 (457 amino acids)
Biological process (GO): monoatomic cation transport; transmembrane transport
Cellular component (GO): membrane
Molecular function (GO): monoatomic cation transmembrane transporter activity
Source: RefSeq, a predicted model, not a curated record